Orbicella faveolata is the source of this 2975-nucleotide messenger RNA. RefSeq names its product SUMO-activating enzyme subunit 2-like. Gene Ontology annotation, molecular function: SUMO activating enzyme activity. Gene Ontology annotation, cellular component: SUMO activating enzyme complex; cytoplasm. Lineage: Eukaryota; Metazoa; Cnidaria; Anthozoa; Scleractinia; Merulinidae. Gene Ontology annotation, biological process: protein sumoylation. The record is from RefSeq and is a predicted model, not a curated record.
AAUUCCUAUAGUUAACACCCACCCGGUCGGUAAAGAUUUGCUCUGACCAACUAAAAUACAACCGCUGACCGCUUGAAACAAGCCGGUGAAAUUUUCAAGAUGGCGUCGAUGGCGGGAAUAUCGGACAUUUAUCGCAAUGUUUUAGGAAGUGAUUUGUCUCAGUGCGUGGAAAACUCAAAAGUCCUGGUGGUUGGAGCAGGUGGUAUUGGAUGUGAGCUUCUAAAGAAUUUGGUUUUAACCGGUUUCAAGGACAUUGAAGUAAUUGACCUGGACACCAUUGAUGUUAGCAACUUGAAUCGUCAGUUUUUAUUUCAGAAGAGACAUGUGGGAAAGUCCAAAGCACAGGUCUCACGUGAGAGUGCACUGCGAUUCAAUCCUGAUGCAAACAUCAAAGCUCACCAUGAUAACAUCAUGAGCCCAGAGUAUAAUGUGGAGUAUUAUAAGCAGUUCAAUGUGGUGAUGAAUGCUCUGGACAACAGAGCUGCCAGAAACCAUGUCAAUAGAAUGUGUCUGGCAGCAGACGUGCCACUGGUGGAAAGUGGUACUGCUGGCUAUCUUGGACAGGCCACUGUUAUUAAAAAGGGUGUGACAGAGUGUUACGAGUGCCAGCCCAAACCAACCCAGAAAACAUUUCCUGGCUGCACCAUCAGAAAUACUCCUUCAGAACCUAUACACUGUAUUGUCUGGGCAAAACAUCUUUUCAACCAACUGUUCGGCGAGGCUGAUGCAGAUGAAGAGGUGUCUCCUGAUACAGAGGAUCCAGAGGCUGUUGGAGGGGCUGGAGAAAAGGCAGUGCAGAAUCAAGAGAAAGAGAAUGCUGCUGGAGGUAUUGAGAGAGCAUCAACAAGAACAUGGGCAGAGGAGAUAGGAUAUGAUCCUGUUAAAUUGUUCAAUAAAUUGUUCAGUGAAGACAUAAAGUACCUUUUAUCAAUGGAUAAGCUUUGGAGAAAGAGGAAACCUCCUGUGCCACUUGACUGGGAAAGUAUUCAAAAAGCAUGUAAUAAUGAAGAAAAAGAGGCAGAUAAUGGUUUGCAGGACCAAAGAGUAUGGAGCCCAGAGGAGUGUGCUGACAUCUUCAGCCAAAGCAUUGAUAUUCUAAAGCAACAGUUACUAGCAAGAGGAGAAGAUCUUGUCUGGGAUAAGGAUGACCCGGCUUCAAUGGACUUUGUAACGAGCGCGGCAAAUAUCAGAGCGCACAUUUUUAGUAUAGCCAUGAGGAGUCGCUUUGAUGUAAAAGCCAUGGCAGGUAAUAUUAUUCCAGCCAUUGCCACAACAAAUGCGAUAAUUUCAGGGGUGAUAGUCAUGCAGGCUCUAAACAUCCUGAAUGGGAAGCUGGACAAAUGUAGAACGAUCUAUCUUAACCGACAACCGAAUCCAAGGAAGAGAUUAUUAGUGCCUUGUAGCCUGGUUCCUCCAAACCCCAAGUGCUACGUCUGUGCUGCCAAACCCGAGGUGACUGUUUUUGUAAACACAGAAACUCUCACAGUCAAGACGUUAGAAGAAAAGAUACUUAAGGAAAGAUUUGGAAUGGUGGCCCCCGAUGUCGAAAUAGAGGACGGCAAAGGCAGCAUAUUAAUAUCAAGCGAAGAGGGAGAAACGGACGAAAAUUUACCAAAGACGUUAAGUGAGUUCCACGUUGGUAACAGCUCGAGAUUAACAGCGGACGACUUCCUUCAAAACUACCAGCUUGUCCUCAAUAUUCAACACAGAGAUAAUUUAGAGAGCGAUUUAGAGUUUGAGGUGGAAGGUGAUGUGCCGGCCCCCAUACCUCUUAGUCCGAAGCCCGGCCCGUCAACGGAACCAGAAGAAACAGAAAACCAAGCUGCGACGGGCGGGAACGAAGAGGAAUUGAUGGUAGUUGAUGAACCAGCGCCGUCUCGAAAGAGGAAAGCCAAUGAUUCCGAAGAUCAACAAGACUUGAAGAACGCAAAAAGAGCAAGGGUGUCUAAUGCUCCUGUGGACGAAGACGAGGACGAUGUUAUUGUUCUUUGAGAAUGGAGGUUCCUUUGACAAGAUAGAGACUUGCAAUUUAAUGAGAGAGAUUCGUAACGAAGACAACACUACGGGGAACGCCGAAGAUACAAACUGAGAAUUAUGCCGAAGUUCUUUUCUUUUUUUUUUUCUCUGCCACUGUACUUCGGUAAAUUUUCUUCGUCUACUCUGUCCCAGGGCCCCGUAUUUUCCGGUACUCGAUGAGAGAGAGAGAGAGAGAGAGAGAGAGAGAGAGAGAGGAAGAGAAAGUGCUCGCUCUGAGAUCGGAAUGACUAACAAAGAAUGUCAGUUAAGCCAGACAUUCCCUUCAGUAUUUUGUUAAGCCUAAAAAUAACUCUAGUUGACAUUCUUAACAGUUCUGUUUUAGCCGUAGAGAAUUCUAGCACUGUGUUACGAUGGAUGGUUGUUUUAUCGUAGCAGUGUAGUAGAACUCUCUCUUUUGAUGACCUAUCGCACUGCUCCUCUUUUUUAGCCGAAUGUUUUCAAACAUUACAUUUUCAGCAUUUUAAUACUUCCUUGAGUGGCCAGACCUAUCCGGCGAUCACCAAAUUAGGUCGCUUUGGGGCUGCUUACUAGAAGUGUACCACAUUUUAAAGACAAGUCAUUCGGUACGGACUGAAUCGUGGCGUAAUGUCGUGUUCGCAUGUCAGGUGCACACUCUGCCUUACUUGAAGUUUAUAUAAUUGCUGCGCAGGAAGCUACAUUGUGUAGCAACGGCAAGAGUAAAGGGAAAGUUAGCCGGAAAGUCCGUUUUCUAGAAUAGCCUUGUUCCAUGGUAAAACUAGAAGCUAAGCACCACUUUAUACUUUGCGCGCUUUCUUCGUAGCUAGGCGAACAGUGAAAACCAUGAUCACCGGGAAAUGACCGUGCGAGCACUAAAAGACUGGGACGACUCGCCAUGGACAUAACGCCGCGAUAACGUAUUUUAAGGUGGCUCCCUAGAAUAUUUACUAACACCCUCCCUAUAGAGCGCGAGUUAGAAA